CAAUUUUACCCUUGCACCCAAUAUCCCUUUUAUCUCUCCAUUUACAAACCUAUUCGAUCGACUCUUUGGUUUCCUCCCUGCCGAAAAAAUCGAUCGACAACUCCCUCUGCAACUUCUCCUUGCGCAUCGCAGCCACGGCCGCCACCAACCAUAUCGCCUCACGCCGCCUUCGUCACUAUUGGAUUCAACACGCAUCAUCGCAGAUGUGGAUCCAGUCUUCAACUCUAAAUCUGCCAACAUCAUGUCAGUUUUAUUCCGCCUGAAAUGUCAUGAUAGUAGUGGGGCUGAAAUGUGUGGUGGUGGUGAUGGCGACGGACGACGCCGGUGUGGUAAGCGGCGGGGUAGGGGCGGCGAUGGGUGGUGAUGAUGCGUCGGCAAGGAUGCAGCAGCAUGCGGCGAUGGAGGCGACAGGCGUCACAUUCGCCGGCGAGGGCAGUGGCAGGCGGCGGCGUCUCCGGCGACGGCGGUGACAGGCGGCGGAGACUCCGGCGAGGGCAAAGUCAGGAUGCGCCGGCGGGAGGUUUGCCUCUGGCGGUGGUAGUGUUACUGCUAGGGCUCAAUAGUUUUUAAUUUUACAUUUUUAAAAUUUAAAAUAUUAAAAGGUGG
This is a messenger RNA of Cuscuta europaea, 606 nucleotides long. Lineage: Eukaryota; Viridiplantae; Streptophyta; Magnoliopsida; Solanales; Convolvulaceae. The record is from the annotation of a GenBank genome assembly.